Molecule: messenger RNA, 2589 nt
Organism: Dovyalis caffra
Lineage: Eukaryota; Viridiplantae; Streptophyta; Magnoliopsida; Malpighiales; Salicaceae
Source: the annotation of a GenBank genome assembly
AUGAGAGUUGUUGGUUUAAGAGUCAAGGCAUUGUCGAUGGAGGAUUCUGAUAAUCGGUUGGUUGGUGGUGGUGGUGGGGUCAUUGAGAAAGAGUUAGAAUUUAAGCCAUCUUUUGGUGAGUAUUUGAAGGCUAUGGAGUCUGUUAAGACUGGAAGAGAAAAGAAUCAAGUACAUAAGUCAAGUAGUUAUAAGUUGAAGGAUGAUUUAGAGGGGAAUGGUGCGCCUUUAUCAGAAAGAGAUGAAAGGACUGUAAAAUUGAGGAGGUUUAAGGAUCAAGGAAAGGUGUCCAAAGUUGUGGAAUGUGAUGAGUUUUGUGACAGUGCUAAUGGAUCCAGUGAUCAAGAAGAUGUAGUUAAUGCCAGGAUUGAUUACAAAAGAGGAAGAAUUAGAGAGUUCAACCAUAAGGUGGAUGGCAAAGAAAGUCUUGCUCAUGGUAAUGUAAGAAGGAAGAUGGAAGGAGCUACAGGUAAUGGGCGGUGGUUGAGGAAUCGUACUAGCAGCAUCGAUUCAAACUUGGAGGACGUUGGCGUGGAUGGCAAAGAUUCCCCGGAUAUGUUUGGACUGAAGGGGAGAAAGUUUGAAAAGGAGAACAUUGGUGUUGGAGUCAACAAAAUGAAUGGUGGACUUGUGAGGAAUCGCAGUCGAGUUGAUAAAAUCACUGACAAGAGAUACGUACAGAAAAAUGGAUUAUCGAGAAGAAGUGAUCAGGCUUUCCUUGAAAGAAGCUAUGGUGAUGAUUUUGAAGUAGAAAGGGCUGCCUUCAAAAGUUUUGAGCAAUCCAAUGAUGUUAUUGGCAAGACAAAAGUUCCGAUGAGGGAAAUAGAGGAGAAAAUUCAGAAGCUAGGAAACUGGUUAAAUGGUGCUGAUAUUGAUAUGCCUGAGUGGAUGUUCUCUAAGGCAAUGCGUAGUGCAAGAGUUAAAUAUACAGAUCAUUCUGUAUUAAGGAUUAUCCAGAUACUGGGUAAAUUGGGCAAUUGGAGGCGAGUGCUACAAGUCAUCGAGUGGCUUAACAUACGAGAACGCUAUAAAUCCUACAGGCUAAGGCACGUUUACACAACUGCACUUCAUGUACUUGGCAAGGCAAAAAGACCUGUAGAGGCACUCAAUUUAUUUCGCGCAAUGCAGCAAGAAAUGUCUUUGUAUCCUGACCUAGUAGCUUAUCGUACUAUAGCUGUCACUCUCGGACAGGCCGGAUAUAUGAAGGAACUUUUUGAUGUAAUAGAUAGCAUGCGAUCUCCUCCCAAGAAGUUCAAAUCUGGGACACUUGGGAAGCGGAACCCAGGGUUGGAACCUGAUAUUGUUGUCUACAAUGCGGUCCUAAAUGCUUGUGUUCGGCGGAAACAAUGGGAAGGUGCAUUUUGGGUUUUACAGCAGAUAAAGGAAAAGGGUGAGCAACCUUCUACAGCAACGUACGGACUUAUUAUGGAGGUCAUGCUUGCAUGUGGCAAGUACAACUUGGUUCAUGAGUUCUUCAGAAAAGCUCAGAAGUCUUCCAUUCCAAAUGCCUUAGUAUAUAAAGGUGCUUGGACUGAUCUAUCAUUUCUUCCAUUUGAUUUUGUAGAACCUCAUUUUGAAAACAAAUUCUUGUCACAUACAGUUCUUGUCAAUACGCAUUGGAGAGAGGGUAAGACAGAUGAGGCUGUAUUGGCUGUUAAAGACAUGGAAAGACGGGGAAUUGUGGGUUCAGCUGCUCUUUAUUAUGAUCUUGCACGCUGUCUCUGUACAGCUGGAAGGUGUCAAGAAGCACUAGCUCUGAUUGAUAAAAUAUGCAAGGUUGCCAAUAAGCCGCUUGUAGUAACUUACACUGGCUUAAUUCAAGCUUGUCUGGACUCUGGAAACAUUCAAAAUGCUGGGUACAUCUUCAAUCAAAUGAGGAACUUUUGCCCCCCAAAUCUUGUUACUUGCAACAUAAUGCUGAAAGCAUAUCUAGAACAUGGAUUGUUUGAAGAAGCAAACAAGCUUUUCUACAAGAUGUUAGAGGAUGGCAAUCAUAUCAGCGGAAGAUCUGAUUACAAGUUUCGGGUAAUACCAGAUAUCUAUACUUUUAACACCUUGCUUGAUGCAAGCAUUGCGGAGAAGAGGUGGGAUGACUUUGAGUAUGUUUAUCGAAAGAUGUUGCACCAUGGGUUCCACUUCAAUGCAAACCGUCAUCUUCGAAUGGUACUGGAUGCUUCAAGAGCUGGAAAGGAAGAAGUACUGGAAAUAACUUGGAAGCACUUGGCUCAGGAAGACAGGAUUCCUCCACCGCCUCUCGCCAAAGAAAGAUUUUGCAUGAUGCUUGAAAACGAAGACUUUAAUUCUGCUCUCGCCUGUAUUUCCGCAAUUCCUGUUGGGGAGUCUCAAGCUUUCUCUAAAAGUGCUUGGCUGAAUCUAUUUGAAGAAAACGGCCAGCGGUUUAGAAAGGACACCCUUAUGCGGCUAAUGCACGAGGUGCGUGUGCGUGCUGCUCGAAGCAACUCGCCGAACCCUGUAUUGCAAAAUCUAUUAAUAUCUUGUAGUAAUUAUAACAGGCCUCGUGUAAAGGUUCCUGAAAUCAAUCAAACAGAACUUUUGUGUACAGUUCAAUCUGAAACAUCUUUGAAAUCUUAA